This is a messenger RNA of Monodelphis domestica (gray short-tailed opossum), 3288 nucleotides long. RefSeq names its product exocyst complex component 3 like 2 (gene EXOC3L2). Gene Ontology annotation, cellular component: exocyst. Gene Ontology annotation, molecular function: SNARE binding. The record is from RefSeq and is a predicted model, not a curated record. Gene Ontology annotation, biological process: exocytosis; exocyst localization. Lineage: Eukaryota; Metazoa; Chordata; Mammalia; Didelphimorphia; Didelphidae.
ACAGCUCAGCCUUGGAGGGCAGACAGAUAAUGAGUCCCUCCCGGCCCCCCUGGCCCCAGAGAGGGAGGGGUUUCCUGACAGGAAAUUGACCCAGAUCCGUCCCCCCACCCCGGUGGGGCUCCACUCCCCUCAGCCAGCAGUGCCCACUUGGAGCUUCCAGACCGAGGCUGGGACCAGCGGUCAGAGGGACUCAGGUGAGGGCCCUUCCCCUAGGGACCCCGGCUUCCCAGGCCCCAGCUCCUGGAAAGGGUUGGCAGGAGGUCCCGGCGCCACAAUGCCUAUCCUGAAGAGCCUUCGCAUGCCAGACCCAAAGGGGAGCCGCGCCAACACCCUGCCCCUGACGCCUUCCAGGAACCCCUUUGAGUCCUCGUCGGGGGCAGAGGACGAGGAGGAGAAGGGGGGGCUGGAUGCCUUCCGCAGGGAGUCAGCCCCUACCCUGCCCAAUGGGGCCUCGUGCCACCGCCGGGCCACCCUGGAGAAGCUGGUGGGCCUGUCACCCUUCAGGCUGGGCAGGGGAGGGGGCCGAAGGGUGGGCAGCCCUGGAGACGGGGAGUCGCGCUCCUUCCUGGGCCGGGUGCUGGGCCCUGGGGUCCGGCGGAGCUCUGCCGACUUUGGCCUCUUGGCCAGGCUCAACGGGGCCCGACAGGGUGGAUCAGGGGAUGCUGAGGCUGCAGGAGAGGCAGCCCGGAGGCUGGCCUUCUUGAGGCUGGGACGAGGGCCAAAGCCCCGGCGGGGCUCCCUGGCAGAAAGGCUGAUGCCCUCAGGGGAGCCAGCCCUGGGGACGCCACCCCCAGCCCCAGCGCCACCCAAGGCGAAGGAGCCGCUGUCUGUCCUAGAGAUCCUCAGUUUGAUCCAGAAGCGGGAAUUGGCACGGGCAGAUGAGCACAUCCUGGAGUUGGAGGCUGAAGAGAAGCUGAUGACCUCGGGCUCCAGCCCUAGCAGCCUAGAGGGUGGCCGGGGUCUCCCUGAGGGUCGCCGGGCCCGAGAUGUGACCCUCCUCUAUGAGGCCCUGCAGCGAGAGCUCUGGGCACUGGUCAGGGAGACCCUGGCAGACCCUGGGGCCACUGGGGGGCCUGGAGGGGCUCCCCUGACCCAGCUGGGCCAGGUCCUGGCCCAGGAAGAGGAGGCCGAUGGGCGCCGGGGACCAGGAGCAGCCCGAAGGUUCCGGGCUCGCUGGGCUGAGGCUGUGGCCCAGGUGGCUGGGGAGCGACUGGAGGAGGCUGCCAGGACAGAGGCCGAGGCCAUGGCCGGGAGGCUGGAAGCCCUGAGAUCUAGGCUUCGAGAAGACAUGGGAGCUGUUCGGACCCGCCUGGCACCCGCUUACCCACCGAGCCUGGGAGCCUUCGGAGUCUAUCUUCGAGGCUAUCAUGGGGCGCUCUCUGACUGGCUGAGGAAGGCCACCUACCACUGGCUCCCUCUGGCUGACCGCUAUGCCCUUCUGUAUUGGCACAACCAAGUUUAUCCAAGGGAGAUCUCGGGCCUGGUGAACAUGGUGGCCCUGGAGAAUGGCCAGCUGGGGCCCCUGCUUCCCGCUGAAACUGUUCGGAGCCUAGAGGAUGAAUGCGUGACUGACGUCAAGGCGCAGACUAGAGCUGCUCUACUCCAAACCCUGCAGGAAGAGGAAGAGCAAUGGAUCGGGGCUGAGGACCAGCCCAGCAGCCUGGCUCAAGAUGUCUGUGAGCUGCUGGAGGAGCACACAGACCAGGCCCCUCGCAUCAGCCAGGAAUUUGGGGAACGGAUGGCACACUGCUGCCUGGGAGGACUGGCCGAAUUCCUGCAGAGCUUCCAGCAGCGGGUAGAGCGCUUCCAUGAGAACCCAAGCGUCCGGGAGCUGCCGCCUGACAGCUAUAUCAGCCGGACAAUUACCCUGGUGAACUGUGGUCCCCCUCUCCGGGCCCUGGCUGAGCGUCUGGCCCGGGUGGGGCCCCCGGAGAGUGAGCCAGCUCGAGAGGCUGCCGCCAACGCUCUGGACCGAGUUACCCGCCUCUGCCACCGGGUCCUGGCCGACCUGCUCUUCCAGGAGCUGCAGCCCCACUUCUCCAAACUGAUGCGGCGGAAAUGGCUAACCAGCUCCGAGGCCCUGGAUGGCAUCGUGGGGACCCUGGGGGCUCAGGCCCUGGCCCUGCGAAGAAUGCACGACCAGCCUUACCAGGCCCUGGUGGGGGAGCUGCACCGAAGGGCCCUGGUGGAAUACGUGCGGCCCUUGCUGCGGGGACGUCUUCGAUGCCGGUCAGCCCGCUCCAGGAGCCGUGUGGCCGGGAGGCUGAGGGAUGAGGCUGCCCAGCUCCAGAGACUCUUCAGACGCCUGGAGUCUCAGGCCUCCUGGCUGGAUGCUGUGGUGCCACAUCUGGCCGAGGUGCUGCAUCUGGAGGACACGCCGAGCAUCCAGGUGGAAGUUGGGGUCUUGGUGCGGGACUACCCGGACAUCAGGCGGAAGCACGUGGCCGCCCUCUUGGAUGUCCGGGGACUUCGGAGCGCGGCGGCCCGCCACGAGAUCCUGGCCGUGGCGCGGGACCUGGAGCAGAGCGCGGAAGGGGCCCCCGCCCCGCCCAGGGACCGAGCCUUUUUCGCCGACAUUCCCGUCCCUCGGCCCCCUUUCUGCCUGGGCCUCCCCCUCCCACUUGCCCGACUGCCCCUCGACCGACUGGCCAGGCCCCAUCUGGCGUGCCUGCCCCGACCGCGGCCCCGAUCCCCGGCGCGGCCCCGGGCCCAGCCCUGAGGGACCAGGACGCCUAGAACCCGCCCUGCGAUGCUGCCAGUCUGCUCUGUCCCCACCUCUGCUGCGGCCGGGGAGGGUUCUGGCCCGGCUUGCAAACCGGGUCCUAGACCAGGGGGUGUCAGAGCCGGGAGAGGCCUCGGACCAGAAGGGCCCAGAAGCCCAGGAUCGGGACUGGGAGAAGCUCUAGAACCCGGAACGUCGGCGCCAGGACAGAGUGUUGGCGCUGGGAGGGACCUCCAGACCGAAAAGGAAGCUAGGCUGUAGAGCAAGAAUCGAUCAAUCAGCCCAUCCGCAUUUAUUAGGCGCCCACUGUGUGCCAGGCAUCGGACCACGAGCCUAGACUGUCCCGGUGGGAAGAGGCUUAGUUCAUUUAGUAGUUUCAUCCCCGUUUUAUGGCUCCCCAGUGGAGGAAGGGACUUGCCCAAGGUCAUGCGGGGAGCUGGGGUCCCACAGAAAUAAGGGAGGCUGCCCACCCCCCCUCCAUCCCUCUUCCCUCUAAAUGUCUUCUGGGGCGGCUCCUCGUGUAAUAAAGAAUGUAUGAUUAUAAAAUAAAGAUUUCUAUUUAACAA